AUGAAAAAUGAUAAUAUUUUUUUUUGGUGUUUCUUAGGAAUUUCAUCAAUUGUGUUUGUUAUUAUAUUUGCCAUUUCUUUUUAUUACCAUAAUAAUAGAAAAAAAAAGCGUGUUGGAAGUAUAGAAGGAAAUUUUUACCAAAAUGCAAAUAUUUCCCAAAAUGUCAUUAGGAAACAAAGAUCUUUGGACCAAAAAAAUGACAGUGUCAAUGAAAUUUGUACUAUUUCUGGUAAGCAAAAAAUUAUGCAACAAAAUGUAAUGAAAAAUCAAAUGAAAAACGACAUCUCUCCUAAUAACUUUAUUCAUCCUUCAAUUACUCGAAAUAUGCCAAAAAAUACGGUUCAACUUGAAAAAAUGGCUCGUUCUUUUUGUAUUUUGACAAAUGCAAUUAAAAAUGACAAACAACCAAAGAAUAAUAUUUUUGUUAAAAUUGAUGAAGCAGCUUCUUCAUUCGAUAAAGUUAAUUCUUUAAAAACAAGUAAUAAGAAUGAUGAAAAAAAAACUAUUUCGGAAAUUGAAUCAGAUAAUUUGUUAAAAGAUAAUGUUUUGUUUAAAGAUAUUCAAGCUGAAGUAGAGGAACAUAGAAAAGAAGCUAAAAGACGUGGUGUUGAUGAAGAUUCUUACAUUUUUCAGUCAAUGAAUAAGAAUCAAAAAACACAACUAAAUGAUUUAAUCAAAGAUGACAAAUAUUAUAUAGAAAACGAAAAUAAAAAUAAAGAUACAUCUACUACUACUACUACUGAUACAGCAUUUCUAAAACAAGCUAGACAACUAUUGGAAUGUGACAUUCUUCAUAAAGAUAUUCAAACUGAGAAAGGAAAGAGAAGGGAGGAGGCAUGUAGACGUGGUCUUGAUAAAAAAUCUAACACGCCAGUAAUCAGUUAA
Messenger RNA from Strongyloides ratti, 885 nucleotides. RefSeq lists its product as hypothetical. The transcript has 2 exons. NCBI's taxonomy places the organism in Eukaryota, Metazoa, Nematoda, Chromadorea, Rhabditida, Strongyloididae. The record is from RefSeq and is a predicted model, not a curated record. The coding region runs from base 1 to 885 and encodes 294 amino acids.